Molecule: messenger RNA, 5278 nt
Organism: Oreochromis niloticus (Nile tilapia)
Lineage: Eukaryota; Metazoa; Chordata; Actinopteri; Cichliformes; Cichlidae
Gene: tbata
Product: thymus, brain and testes associated
Exons: 9
Coding region: 162-1130 (322 amino acids)
Source: RefSeq, a predicted model, not a curated record
GCGGGGGCUCUCAGCGGAAAGCUGCUUUUUUAACCUACAGGUGCGCAUCUGGGUGUUGCUGCCUCGCCUCGUUCAUCCACCAGACCCCGAUGCUGUCGCUGCUGCUGCAGAUGUGUGCUCCGUUUGUGCGUACGGACUGAGACAAAGCUUUCAGCCCAGACAUGUCGAGAGCACACAGCCUGGAAUCGAGGGGGAUGACAGCUGAAGGGAAAUUCGCUCAGAUUAACCAUUUCCCAUUCACUCCUGAAUUUACCAAGACGCUUACAAAAAGCAGUCCAUGUUUUGGUGCCUUGAGUCACCACUCAUUCUUCUCCCGGCACAACCCUCAUCCACACAGGAUGAGGCAUAUUCAAGGAUUCACAGGCAGACCAAUUUGCAUGGUAAGAGAUGAUUGGUGUGUCACGUCAUCGUUAUUUCCUCAUCCACUUCUCAAGAGCCACAUAAACAGGAAAGCAGCAGAGCCACCUUUUCAGCUUGCUCAAAAUCUUUAUGGAGUCUACGGAGACAAAACUAAAUCAGCACUAUUGUCAGAAGCCUGGCGAGAUGAGCUCAAAGAACUGGCUGCAAAAAUCAGUCUAACUUCCCAAACACAAAAGGACAAAAGAGAGGAACAACCAGAGGAAAAGUUUGUCCGGCGAAAGACUCAAUAUUCAGCUCAGACUGGCAGACUUAUUCCUCCAUCCUCCAAGUCCUACCUGCGCAAAUCUCAAUACCAGCGCAUGAGCCAUCCUCAACCCUUCCAUGAUCAAGAACUUAUGGUUUUGGAGAUACUUUGUCAGAUCCUGCAGACAGACUCCCUCUCCACAGUGCAGCAGUGGCUUCUUCUUUCAGGCCAAAGAGAAAAAGAUCUGGUGAUGGGGAUGAUCAGACAAGCUCUGGACGGUGUCGACCUCUCUAACCAGCGGAACUUCCAGCAGCUCCAGGCGUUUCAUCCUGGAGCGUCUCCAUCUGUGUAUGCUGCAUCAUUUGAGCAGCCAUGGGGAAAAACACACAGGAGGAGUUCACACCAAGUCAAUCAAACAGCCAUUGAUGAAAAACCAGAGCGGAUUGGUGAUGCAGAAGUCCUGGCAGUCCAUUCAGAGGCAGAAAGUGUUCAGGUUCCUUCACUUCAGGAGGGGGAUAGUGCAUAGAGCUGAAUCAUCUUCCAAGAAACUAGUUAUAUUGUAUUAUUUCUGUGCUAUGUGAAAUGUAGUCCAAUACCUAGUUAGCUUAUCUUUAUUUUCAUUUGUAAAUCAAUAGGAUUAUAUACUGUAGAUGUGAUUGUGUGGUGUAAUAAUUAUGGAUACAGUUACAUAAUUGCUUAUUAGCUUUCAAAGGUAUCAUGGUUAGAAACCAAUUGAAGCGACAUUUAAUAAAUAAUAUAUAUAUAUAUAUAUAUAUAUGUAUGUAUAUAUAUGAAUUUAGUAACUAAUUUGUUUCCAGAAUCUGAAGAUUUGAUCAGUUUUUCUUAUUUUACUUUUCAAAUAAAGACAUAAAAAAGGAAAUGUCUGUGUAAAGAAUAAAAAUUGUUUACUUUUGGCAGGGUGGCAAACCUUCCAUAAAUGGAGAUAUAGCAGAAAUUAUCUUCUUCUUUUUGAAAAACGUCAAAGAGCUUACUUAGCUAUCCUGAUUUUAUAUGUAAAACAUAUAAACAUAUAGGGCUGGCCAGACAAAAUAAUGUGAGCUUGAACUUAUACUAAAAGCUUGAGUCUUAUUAUAGUAUCUUACUGUAUAUAUUUCUACUGCAGCAUGGAAGAGAAUCAAGUGCAGAAAAAUUAAGACUGUUAGAGAAACAAACAAUGGAAAUCAAGCCAAGAGUCAGGUUCUGCUUCACAGAUGAAGUAAUAAACAAGCAACAGCUCAUAAAAAAAAGCAGUUCAUUCAUGAAAAAUAAAAGUACCUAUUUGGUAAGUGUGCCUGUAAUUUUAUAUACACCAGAAUAUUUAUUGCUGCAUUAAUUUGCAAAGAUCUUUUACAACUACUCCUAUGACUGCAAGUCAUUAUUAUCAUAAUUUUAGCCGUUAAUAUACAUUAUGCUACAUAAUGUACUGCAUUCCUUUUAAAUUAUUCGCUAAUGUGUAGGCCAAUACAUUUAAGUGAUAUACAAAACUAUCAGCUGUUUAUUUUUCUUCUGAGUCAUAAACUGGUCAACAAAAAUUAUGACAUAUAGAUAUGAUAGUAAACACUCUUAACAGUUUAUGCUUAAUAAGAUUUUCUGUCCUGAACCAACCUUUUGUUGUAAUUUUCUACUUACUGAAGUGUUUUCACUUCAGACUUGCUUUUUUCUGAUUUUCUUCUAUAUCUCUUCUUUUAAAACUAACAGAUGCCAUGCUUUUGCUUUUCAACCAAGGACUUUGAAGAAAGCGAGUUUCAAAAGCUCUAAGAAGUCAGAGUUUUCACAUUCACCAUUGCAGCUCAGUGCCGCUGCUUUCUCUCCUCUUUGUGUCUACCAAACACUACAUGGCCAAGAAUAUUGCCCCCUAAGGCAUAACUGACGCUGUGUGGUGAAUGCCUGCAUUUUGUCAUGUUUACAAGUUUUUGUGUGUAAUGAAGCCCAUUAUAAAAUCUUGCAUAAUGUUUUCUGAAACCAUUAGCAACCAACAAAGUACUCCCUGUUGCCUUAAUUUGGUUUUUCAUCUGUUAUAAACCUAACUGUAACAGCACAGGGAACAAAAACGUAGACACCCGCAAAGCCUUUUUUAGUUUAUGCAGUUAACAGAUUAAAUAUUUUUUCAAUUUAGGUUUCAUAUUGCUUCCAGUGGUUUGUUACAGUUACAAAUUACUUCAAAGAUCAAUUUGUGUAAUUAAGUCACACCGACAUGUGAUUUAACCUUUAAUUUAAUCCUCGGAGACAAUGACAUUACUAACACCUUAUCUGACCAGUGUGGACCAACAGAUCUGAGUUGUACUCACUGUCCAUUUCAUUAUUUACACUUUGCUAGUUUUGAAUUCAUCUGUCUAUUCUUUUUGUCUUCAGGACUGCCUGAAUUCGUUGUGGUUUCAAGGUAUCAUGCAGCUACUGCAGAUUAAUCAGCUGCACAUUCAUGUGAAUCUCCUGUUCAUAAAAGUAGCGCUAUUGGAUUGAAACUGUGUAGGCCAUUUGAGUAAAGUGAAGUUACUGUAAUGUUCAAGAGAUUCAUUUGAGAUGAUUUAACCUUUGUAGCAUGGUGCGUUCUCCUGGGGGACGCAGCCAUCAGAAGAUUGUUGCAUUGUGCUCAUAUAGGGAUGAACACGCUAGCAACAAUACUUGAGUAGUGUGUGGUGUUUAAACAAUAGCCAACAGCCUGAACCACUGGUACAAGGGAUCCAUGUUAACCCUACUAUCAGAAUGCCACAGCAGAAAUCAGGACUCAUCAGACCCAACAACAUUUUUCCGUUCUUCUAUUGUCCAGUUUUGGUGAGCGCAUAUGAAGUGUAGCGUAUAUGCUUCAAGGUUCUACAUUUUUGGUGUUCAGAAAUGCCCUUCUACAUACCUUGGCUAGAAAAAGUAGUUAUUUGAGUUACUUUAUAUUAGCUUGAAAGUGUCUUGAAUCAAAGCUCUGAAACCCAACAACCAUGCCAUGAAGACAUUUCUUUCCCCCUUUGGUGCUCAGUUUGAACUACAGCAGGCCAUCUAAAGCAGCUGAACAGGUGUACCUAACAAAGUGGCUGAUGACUGUAUGUCUAUUUAUAUAUUUAACAAUAAGGACCAGACAGUGUGUUCCAACCUUAGGGAGAUCAUAGUUAUUGGAGUUUAGCCUGCCUGUUUGUCAAAACUGCGAUUCAGGAAUGAAAGUGUUACUUCCAUCAUGAUUGUGUUAAACUGGAAAAGCUCUUUACCCUCUCAAGGAUGCUCUGGGGUAGGUGAGAAUUAGCUCAACCAUAUGACGUAUAGACUUCAAGAAGUCACCUUUGUGAGGAUGAUUCAAGAGUAGGAGGCAUAGGGCAAAUUACAGUUUGUUUGGUCCCUGUACGCCUGAAGUGAGAGUUUGGUCUUCAAUAACAGCAAUAACUCAGAUCUGUUAUGAACUAACACUGGAUUCCAUCGGGACUGCCUUCGUUCAGAAAUUAAUUUUUGGAGGCAGCCAAGGGGCAGAAGAAAAAUAAUUGUGUUUUGCAAACACACCAGAGCAGUUUGCAGCUCAGUGUAAAGUCACAGUGAUAAAAACUCUUGAUUAAUAAGUAGUGACAAUUUGAUGAUCAAAUAGUUCAAAUAAAAACAAAAAAACAAAGCAAAAACCCCUGCAGUUUCAGUACUUAGUAGGUUUAAAAGACCAAUUUUUAACCUACCUGUUACGGUCGGGCGGCCGGUGUGUUUGCAAAGUGGACACGGAAGAAAGAAAAACUAAGUGUAACACAAACCGAGCCGUUUAUUAGGCUGAAUACAAGAAAAGAAAACAAGGCAAGGCGAACAGGGGCAUAACCAAGACUAAACUAAACUGGGGACAGCUAAACUAAACAUGAAAACGAAAACAUGAAACUGAACAGGUACAUGCAAAACUUUAGCGUGAAGUACUCUAAACAUGAAGCUGAACAGCAGCUUAGAAAAUCCUGAGACCUGAUGUUACAUGAAGUGAGUUGGACAGAUGAAUCGACACUGAACAGGACUUAAAUACACAGAAGGGUAAUGAGGGAAGUGGAAACACCGCUGAUACAAAUGAACCUGACACCACAGGGAAGUAAAACUAAACACACUGAACAUAGAAACAGUAGACUCCUCAAAAUAAAACAGGAACAUAAUGGGACUUUGACAAGACAACACGAGCUUGACAACAUGGAACAUGUAGACAUGAAUAAGACGACAGACUGGGGAGACCCGGAACACAAGGAGAGACACGAGAACAGAUACCGGAGAUGCAAGCACGGGGAUAACUAAAGGUUAAACACAGAGGGCAAGACAGAAUACACAGAGGACAGGAGAAGACUCAUGAACAAGGAGAAAUAGAUUAAACAUAAACUAGACUAAAACUCAACUAAACCCCAAUUAAUAAUAACAACCCAAGAAUUUAACAUUAGUCCAAUAUAACAUAAGAAAACAUAAACACAAAAUAAUCUCAACACACACCCAGCUCCCUAACACUACCACUCCUAAGCUGGAGCAGUGACAUAAAUCUACAUCAACACUUUAAAUUAUGUAGCAUGAUGAGAAUUUUUACUAUUGCUAAACACAGACUCAAGGACAAUUUUUGCAUGCUCUAUCAAAGUGAUUUAUUACACUGCUCAUCUCUACAGAGUCUCUGACUAUGCUCCAGAGGAUGGUCACUUUCUGCUCCAAACCGAGUGCCACAUUAAAAUAAGGUUCAACAAAUUCACAAAUAGA